CUUACUUCAAACAGGCCUUCCAUCCAAAUACAUUUCAUCCAUUGUCACCCCUUGCAUUCAUAUGGCUCUUUCCUUUCCUCUUUCUUCUACUGUUCCGACCCCAGAACAUAGAAUACCGGAGGUGGUCCGCCACACUGCGGUGUAUCACCCUAGCGUCUGGGGUGAUUACUUCCUGAAGUAUUCAGAAGACACUAAGAAGGUGGAUGCAUGGGCUAAAAGGGUUGAAGAGCUGAAGGAAGAAGUGAAAAGGAUAAUGAGCGAGGCAAAGGGGUCAGUGCAAGAAUUGCAACUGAUCGAUGAUCUCCAACGCCUUGAAGUGGCGUAUCACUUUGAAAAGGAGAUAGACGAGGCGUUACACCGUAUAUGUGGUGUAUAUGCUACUGUUGAUUAUGAUGAUCUGCAUGCCGUUGCUCUAAGAUUUCGAUUGCUAAGACAGGAAGGUUAUAAUGUGUCAUCUGAUGUAUUUACUAAGUUCAAAGACGAUCAGGGCCACUUCAAGGCCAGCUUAACCAGCGACGUGAAGGGCAUGUUAAGCUUAUACGAAGCAGCUUAUCUUAGCACACAUGGAGAAGACAUCCUAGAUGAAGCCAUUGUUUUCACUACUGGGCACCUUAAGUCCCUCAUGGCCCACCUUGAUCAUCCUCUUGCAACACAAGUGCACCAUGCGCUCGAGCUACCGCUGCGCAAACGCAUACAGAGGUUGGAAGCAAGGUACUACAUUUCAGUUUAUGAUGAUGAUGUGGCACCGAGGGAUGUGUUGCUCGAGCUCGCGAAGUUGGAUUUCAAUGUGGUACAGUCAUUGCACCGAAAAGAGAUUAAGGAAAUCUCAAGGUGGUGGAAGGACAUCGACGUAGCCAGAAAGCUGCCGUAUGCGAGAGAUCGGAUAGUGGAGGUCUACUUUUGGACACUCUCGGUGUAUUUCGAACCACAGUACUCUCGAGGUAGAAUUGUAAUGACCAAAAUGAUAGGUCUCUUCUCGAUAAUGGAUGACACCUACGAUGCGUAUGGUACAUUAGAGGAGCUAGAACCAUUCACUGAAGCAAUUGAAAGGUGGGAUGCAGAAGCCAUGGAUCAGAUGCCGGAGUUCAUGAAAGUGUGUUUCCAGGCACUUCUAGAAACCGUACUCAAAAUAGAGGGCCUGCUGACUCAAGAAGAAAGAUCCUACCGAAUCCCAUACUUAAAAGAAGUGGUGAAAGAAUUGGCAAGAGCCUACCUUGUUGAGGCCCAGUGGUUCAACAGUGGAUACGUGCCCACGUUAAAGGAGUAUUUGCGCAUUGCAUUACUUACCAGCGGCUAUCCUGCGCUUACCUUAGUUUCUUUCGUUGGUAUGGGAGAAAUAGCUACAAAGGAGGCUUUUGAGUGGACCAGGAAUGAACCAAAACUCAUCAGAGCCGCCUCUUUCAUUAGCCGAAUUGUGGAUGACAUACAGUCGGGCAAGUUCGAGCAAACGAGAGGGCAUGUCGCUUCGGCUGUGCAAUGCUACAUGAAUGAGAAUGGUGCAUCAGAGCAGGAAGCUCGUGACAAGUUCCGUGAAAUGAUUACAAUGGCAUGGAAAGACAUCAACCAAGAAUGCCUUAGGCCGACGUCUAUCCCAAUGCCUCUCCUCAUGCGAGUUAUCAAUCUGACAAACGUGAUAGAAACCUUAUACAUGCAUGAAGAUGGAUACACUAAUUCUAGUGGUGCAACAAAAGUUAAAAUCACCACAGUGCUAAUAAAACCCAUAUCCGUUUGAGAAAUGCAAUCUACUCGUUAUCUUGUUAUGUUAUUUCCAGAGAUGUUAUGUUGUCCUGUACGAGUAAGAGCAUGUGAUUUUAUAUCAUUGUGCAAUUAAUUGGACAAUCCCUUUCUAUAGA
Messenger RNA from Magnolia sinica, 1853 nucleotides. Its product is annotated as (-)-germacrene D synthase-like. Gene Ontology annotation, biological process: diterpenoid biosynthetic process. The coding region runs from base 62 to 1732 and encodes 556 amino acids. Gene Ontology annotation, molecular function: magnesium ion binding; terpene synthase activity. The transcript has 7 exons. Lineage: Eukaryota; Viridiplantae; Streptophyta; Magnoliopsida; Magnoliales; Magnoliaceae. The record is from RefSeq and is a predicted model, not a curated record.